AUUUCCAUUUUUAUAUUCUCACUGUCCACCGGAAAUCAAUCUUUUGCGGGAAAUCAAAAGUUAAGAUAUAUGUUGUUUACCACCAAGAGAUAAGUUUAAUAUAACAUUCAAAGGGCCAUUGAAGCAGAACUAAAUAUGAAAGAGCAAGAUCGGAGUUUAGCAGCACGAAAACAAUACCACACAUCUGUAUUUGCACAGUGUUUUUCACCCUGCGGAAAGUUUCUGGCUGCAGCAAAUAACCAUGGCUCUAUUGCAAUUUUCAGUCUGACAACAGCUUUAUCGCCAGACAGCACAGAGGCUCUUUGGAAACCUGUAUACUCCUUUAAAGCUUCAGAGGAAGGAGCGAUAUUUUGUCUAGCUUCUUCAGACAUCUUCUUAAUCAGUGGCGGAAAUGGACCCAUUUGUGCGUGGAAGUGGUCAGACAUACUGAACAAGUCUCCAAAAGUGAUCUGGUCAUGGGCUAUUCCUAAAAAGGGACCCUUCUAUCAAACAGAGGUCAACACCAUUGUCAUAGACAAACAGGAAACACAAUGCCGACUAUAUGCUGGUUGUGGGGACAACAAUGUGUAUGUUUGGGACCUGGAGACCGGGGAACAACUGGUCACUUUGUCUGGACAUGAUAAUUACAUUCACAGUGUGUCCCUGAAAAAUAAAGGUCAGAUGUGUGCUACAGCAUCAGAGGAUGGCACAGUCAAACUUUGGGACAUGAGGCACCCAUCAGCAGCAGAACACACACUAGAACCAUACAAAAACCAGUUAUGUGCCCGACCUGAGUUUGGAAGGUGGCUGGGAUGUGUAGCUAUGGAGACGGGUGAUGACUGGUUGGUGUGUGGAGGCGGUCCAAAGAUGUCGUUAUGGCACCUACGAUCAUUAGAGGCCACCACUGUGUUUGAUACUCCAGCUGUAUGUCAGAAGACGGUCAUGUUCUACGAGGAUACGAUUAUUUCCGCGGGAGGUGAGCCAUACGUUAAUCAUUGGUACGUCAAUGGUGACCAGAAGUCUCGGAUACCUUGUACUCCUACCAAUGUCUUCAGUGUUGUUGUCAACACUGCCCUCAAUAGUCAUAAGGUGCUUUGUACUGCUGGGAACAGACCUAAGAUUGAUGUCUGCACAAACUUCGGAUACAAGGCAUUCUCAUUAACAUUCAGCUGAUCUUUCACAGAAAUCAUUAAAACAUGAAACAUUCAGUCCUA
Molecule: messenger RNA, 1193 nt
Organism: Mizuhopecten yessoensis (Yesso scallop)
Lineage: Eukaryota; Metazoa; Mollusca; Bivalvia; Pectinida; Pectinidae
Product: THO complex subunit 6 homolog
Exons: 14
Coding region: 136-1152 (338 amino acids)
Biological process (GO): mRNA export from nucleus
Cellular component (GO): THO complex; transcription export complex
Molecular function (GO): protein binding
Source: RefSeq, a predicted model, not a curated record